This is a messenger RNA of Moneuplotes crassus, 1737 nucleotides long. The record is from the annotation of a GenBank genome assembly. NCBI's taxonomy places the organism in Eukaryota, Ciliophora, Spirotrichea, Euplotida, Euplotidae.
UGCUAAAGAAUUAUGAGCGAGGUUAUUAUUUGACAAUCAUUAACUUAACACUUAUUCUUAUAUAUGAUAGAGAAUGGAAGAGAAUAUGGUGUCCAGAUAUGACUUUCAAUUUUACUUUCACUUCAUUCCACCAGAGCUCUCUUUAUUCUUAGAGCUUCUAAAACCUUUGGUCCCAUGGUCGAAAUCAUCAUGAACAUGCUCAAAGAAGUUGCCAAGUUCACAGUCAUCCUUAUGAGCAUCAUCUUCAUUUACAUGAGCUCGAUGCGUCUGAUGUGAGUGACACUGCCUCAGUUCAGUACCAACACUCAGUCAUUCCUGACUUUGUUCUCGGCCUCGCUAGCUUCGUUCGACUUCACCAUUUACAACGAAGACAUGGUUGUCAACAAGUGGUAUGGGUACCUGGCCAUGAUCUCGUUCUUGUUGAUAUCGGCAGUGACGCUGCUCAACUUCUUGAUCGGAAUCAUCUCCAACGUGUAUAACAAACUCAGUGAUAUUAGCAUUGGACUCUACUUGAAGUCGCUAGUCAAGGUCAGGCAGGUCUUGCAGGAUGACUCCAGAUACUCGUCACUAGUGUCGUGAGUGGCUCCGUUCAACCUGUUUGUGUUUCCACUGACACCCUUUGUGGUAUGGUUCCAGAGCGAAGCACUGAACUCAGUGUUGCUACACUAUGCUUACUUCUGGGUGCUAGUUGUUGCAUUGGUGCUAUAUGUGUGUCUGAGUUUGGUGUCUAUUCCAGUGGCAUAUUUUGUGAUUCUUAUCAGCCAGCUCAAAGUGCUCUGAGGCAUCAAAGCUACAGCAAGACCCAAAUGGAUUACAGUGUGUGACAUCUUCAUUUUCGUUGUGUUUGGAUUUGUGAUUCUUGCUGUGAAAAAUCUCUGGGACUGAUGACUGUUUGUGGUUGAUUUGUACAAUCCUAAUCUCAUCAAGAAACAUGAAGAUGAAACAUCAUUUGAGAAAGUUGCUGGAGACUUUAUUCAAGACAUCGAUGAACGCUCUUUCAAGUUCUUGCUGCUAUUUCUGAAGCAAUACAAGCACAAACACAUUGCUUCUAAAUCAUUGAUCAAAGACCUUGGUAGAACUCUAAAAACUGAGCAGUGACUCAGAAAUCUCAUAUUUCAAGCUGAAAGUCCACGACUCAGAAGAGCUCACAGAAAGAAUAUAAUUGAUGCUGGUGAGAGUGAUAAAAAUUUGCUCAGAGACAACGACAAAACUUUUGAAGAACUCACAAGCACAAUCAUCAACACUUACUCAGACAGAGAAAUUCUCAGUCUGUACAAUGUUCUGAAGAGGAUCAUCAACCGCUGCUCAAUACCGAACAGACUUAAAAACAACCACCAAAGUCUGAUCCAGAAAAUGUCCACAUUCAAAGACAACUUUGUAACUGACUUCAACUUAUCAUUGGUCAAACAUGAGAGCACAAACCCAUCCAAUGACAUCAUGAAGAAGAUCACAGAGCCAACAUUCUACAUUCAAGAGUUCAUUGACAUGAUGAAGGAGCUCCAAGAAAAGCAUGCCUUCGGUCAGAUAGUUUAUGCAAACACAUUCGAAGCAAUGGGAAUCCACAAACUCACAAAACAAGGACACAGAACCCACAAGAAGCUCAAAACCCAGUGAGACCAAGUCAAUCAAAAACUACUACGUUUGCAGCACAGAACAAAGACUCCGACUCUUCAGGACCUAAAGUGCCUCAAAGUAGGAAGGAACUAUCAAAGUUUGGUCAACUCCAGAGGAAAUUAA